CUCCUCCUCCAUAUCUGAGCUGUCAUGACGCUGGUCACCGCCACCAUAAUAACUGAGUCAGCCUGUCUACUACGUCGUGGAUCUGCUGCUAUCUUGAUACUACAAUAGCUGUGGAUAAAAUCGGCUGGAGACUCGCAGAGAUGUUCAGGGCUAGCGGAAUUUUGAAGUUGGCAGCGCUCAUCUUUGCGUUCCUCCUCGUUGUCUUUCUGGCUUUUCAGAUACUGGAGAUUAACGUGGAUUUUAAACUGCCUAGUGUGAUAUCAAGGUCCAUGCCAUCAAAUACCAUUCCAACAAACUCAAUCAAGUACAAGUGUGGGCUGUCCAAGGCAUGUCCAGCUGGGCACUUUGCCUUCAAGAUGGCAAGUGGUGCAGCCAGUGUGGUUGGGCCCAGAAUCUGCCUAGAGGACAAACUACUUAUGAGCGGUGUGAAGAACAACGUGGGGAGAGGAAUCAACGUUGCCCUGGUUAAUGGCAAAACAGGGGAUGUUGUCAAAACAGAGUAUUUUGAUAUGUGGGCAGGAGACGUGGCUCCAUUUAUUACAUUCCUGAAGGGAAUUGAAGAUGGGACAAUUGUAAUGAUGGCCUCAUUUGACGAUUCUGCAACAAAACUCAACGAUGAAGCCAGAAAGCUAAUUGCUGAUCUAGGCAGCUCAACUAUCAAUAAUUUGGGUUUUCGUGAUAACUGGAUCUUUGUGGGUGGGAAAGGCAUCAGGACCAAGACUCCAUUUGAGCAGCAUAUAAAGAACAGUGCAGAAACCAACAAAUUUGAAGGCUGGCCUGAGGUGUUGGAGAUGGAAGGCUGCAUACCGCAGAGGCAGGACUGACCCGAGCUCUUGUUUGAAUCUUCGCCCAUUUUUUUGUUCCCUCUCGUCCGCCCGCGUGUUCUUGCCUGUGCUGAUGUUCCUGUCCUGAUGGGUCUUCUUAGUCGUUGCACUUCUUGUGCUCAGAACGGUCACUGUACACCUUUUUACCCAGAUGCCUUUUAUUUGAAUUUGCCCACCAGGACAACAUCUCUCUACAGAAGAUAUUAGCAGGAACAAGGAGCUGAUCUGAUGCUUCGGUCAGAGCAGGAAGUGAAGUGAAGGUUGGACCUUUCUUGCACUUCUCCUUUUUGUUUGGAUGCCAUUGCAUAGAUGCUAAAUGGGGCUUGUUAGUAACCUGCACUGAUCAGAAAGGAUUUAUCUUUAAUUGUUUGCUUUCAAUCAAUUUUUGACCUUUAGGAUUGUGAUAGUGUUGCAUUACGAUAACAUUGAUGGAUCAUCGUAGCCCAGAUUUUUGGGGGGUAGCUAAUUUUUUCCAUUACUUGUAGCUUGCCUUAAAUAAUCUUUUCAUCUUUUUUCCUUUCGUUUUUUUGAUGCUUAUUUUAAAAAGAUUUUUAUAACCAAAUGUACCAAAUUCACUGUGACGUUUGUAAAUAUUUGUUUAGAGAGAGGAGCAGUUUUGAAAUGGCCUAAUUUAAUUAACUUUUUAAUAAUAUUAAUAAUAAUGUUCUUAUAAUAAAUGAUCUUGGCAAUGUU
Archocentrus centrarchus (flier cichlid) is the source of this 1517-nucleotide messenger RNA. RefSeq names its product FAM3 metabolism regulating signaling molecule C (gene fam3c). NCBI's taxonomy places the organism in Eukaryota, Metazoa, Chordata, Actinopteri, Cichliformes, Cichlidae. The record is from RefSeq and is a predicted model, not a curated record. Bases 141 to 824 code for a protein of 227 amino acids. The transcript has 10 exons.